Messenger RNA from Suillus paluster, 571 nucleotides. RefSeq lists its product as uncharacterized. The record is from RefSeq and is a predicted model, not a curated record. The transcript is spliced from 5 exons. The coding region runs from base 138 to 548 and encodes 136 amino acids. Lineage: Eukaryota; Fungi; Basidiomycota; Agaricomycetes; Boletales; Suillaceae.
AGUUUCUCAAAGAUAUUGAUUCAGACAAUCCACAUCGUUUCAAGCUCCGUUGCUAUUCUAGUAUAAGUACUCGUCCUCGAAGAGUCAUUCCUAAGGCAUUAACAUCACUCACCUAUUUCUAAGCUUCCCUGACCAGUAUGCAAACCUCAUUCUUCACCAGACUCGCUGCGCUUGCUGCACUUGCCUCUGUUGUUGUUGCAAUCCCUUCUGAUUGUACCCGCAAGAUAACAAUUAAACCUGGAGAUACAUGUGCCACAAUCUCCGCUCAACACAAAGUCUCGACAUACCAGCUGAUGAAAGUGAACACCGGCAUCAUUAACACCGCUUGUGAUCUGCAUCUCGGAGAAGAAAUAUGCCUUGGAAUUAAAGACAAAGACUGCGUUGACACCCACGUCGUGAAGACCCACGAGGAUUGCACCGAAAUUGCCAAAGCAGCUGGUAUCCCGCUGUCCACAUUGUAUGCGAACAACCCAAACGUAGAGAAGCACUGCAGCAAUCUAUAUGCCAAAGAGGUUCUCUGCACUUCGAAGCAAAUUUACUCCUACUAGGUGGUGUGUCCCAAGAGUUCGUG